Messenger RNA from Magallana angulata, 2065 nucleotides. RefSeq lists its product as uncharacterized. The coding region runs from base 12 to 1274 and encodes 420 amino acids. Lineage: Eukaryota; Metazoa; Mollusca; Bivalvia; Ostreida; Ostreidae. The transcript is spliced from 7 exons. The record is from RefSeq and is a predicted model, not a curated record.
UGGUUAUAGCAAUGGAUGAAAAGUUAAAUAGGGCGGCAACUGACUGGAAGACUUUUCCCAGCCUAAAGGUUGACAUAGAAAAGACAAAGAGAGCUAUCAAAAACACAUUUCUUCAAAACGUGUGUAACUGUGGGAGAGGUGAUUACAUUUGUGUAUCAGAGAAUAAAGAGCUUCGUUGUGAGCACAAAUGUGAUUCCACUACCGGAAAAUACUGUAGAAAUAAUGGUCACUGUGUUAACGAUACAAUUUCACAAAAAGCAUUUUGUCUAUGCAUCAAUUCAGAUAAACAUAUAUUCUAUGGUGAAAAUUGCGAGCAUAGUAUGCAGAAGACAACGAGUUCAACAACUCCAGACCCGUUUCCGGUCAGCAAGCUUACCAUCAUCGCAAUUUCUGGAGGGACCGGAGGAGCAUUAUUGCUAAUCAUUCUUAUAUCUACCAUCUGCUUUUGUUGCCGUUUGAAACAUGCAAAAAAGGAAGGAUCAUUUAGCGAAACGUCUUCAAAAUGUGACAGCGAUAUCAUCCGGGAUAACAAGAAGAUGGAAAGCAUCCCUCUUGAAUCUGGAAGGUUGAACCCAGGUUAUCGAGAUGAUCGACAGGAAUCAGGAAGGAGAUAUCCUUUGGAACAACCCCAGGCAACCAAAUCAAACCCACUUUACAGAGAUGAUUACGGAGACCAGCGUAAGGGGUACCAGACUGAUCCCGAACCAAGAUAUCAAGACCAUGACAGAAUAUCUCGGGGAUCGUUCAACCCCCAGACCUCCAACGACCGGCUAAGGACUGAAUCUUCGGGGAAUCGUCAACCAGUGAGGCAUUACAACGAUUCGGAAGCUUCCUACCGGGAUCAGCGAGAAUCUGAGAACAGCUAUAGACCACGGGGCAUCAGCAGCGAACGAAACAACAGGAGGGUGUGGCCUGAGGAAAUCCGCAGAGACAGAAAUAAUAGCAACGAUAGACACUAUCCAAAAGGGCGAUCUGAGGAGAGCAGCACUGGUGACGACAGAUACGUCUACAUAGAGGGAGACGGUGGGGUUCGUCGUCUCUUUAAAAGAGUUGAUGACAAAGACUUGGGGGGAGAGACCCUUAUUUAUCAGCCGUCAAACAUGCCUCGCCCGAUCCAAAGAGAGAACGUUGACUCCGUGGGUGACAAUUUCAUCAUGCGGCCAGCCCCUCCCCAAGACAACGAGAGGAGGAGUUCUUUUUACGAUACGAUUGACUCGGAAAAUCCGUAUAAAAUCAAAAGACCUGUUAUCAGGCAAAAUAAUUUGUAUUCGUAAAUGUUCCGGAUCAUCAGAAGUAAAAGGUGGAUUCCUGGGAUUUUUUUUUUAGUUUUUCGUUGCUAUAGUGCAUAAAUAGUCAGUAUAAAAUAUAUUGUGCAAUGUUAUCGGAGAAUCGUUUUGAAAAUACAACAAUAAACUAAUGUGCAAUGAAAUAUGUCAAUAGAUAACAAAUUACAUAUCACAUCAUAAUAAUUAACACUAAAAGGACAAAGUUUGUAAUCCAGUGUCAAUUAGAUUGCUAUGAAUGACAAGGCCUGUCAGUUUCAUGAUUUAUACAUUUCAGCGUACGAGAAUAAGUAUUUGCUAGGACGUGAUAUAUUUUUUUAAUUGGUUUGAUCCAUUUUAUUGAUAGAUAUUUGUAGUACAUGUUUACACAUUUAAUGCUUUCUGCUUAUAAUUAUAUUUUUGAAGAUUUCGAUAUGGGUAUUAAAAAGGUAUGGAGGUAUUAAAAAGUGAACAAUUUUUGUCAUCUAUUAAUAUAAAUAGCAAUAAAUAUAUAACGCAUGUAUUAUUACAGUGGUUUUUUUCCCAUAUUUUCAUUUAUUUAUUCACAUUGCUUUGCUUUUAUGCCAAAGAGAUGAUUCAAACAAUGAUAUACUUGUAUCAAUUAUAUGUUUUGAGCUGCAUUUGUUGCUGUUAAAGUGAUUUAUAUCUUAUGUAUUCAAAAAAAAUCUUGCAGUAUAAACUAUGCAUUUAUUGUUAUAUCCAUUAAGUUUCUUUGUAUAUUUUUAAUAAGUCAUUCAUAUUACUGUGGUUUUACUCUUUAAUAAAUUUAUAAAUCAAAUCAA